This is a messenger RNA of Dreissena polymorpha, 4251 nucleotides long. RefSeq lists its product as uncharacterized. The transcript has 4 exons. NCBI's taxonomy places the organism in Eukaryota, Metazoa, Mollusca, Bivalvia, Myida, Dreissenidae. The coding region runs from base 95 to 3910 and encodes 1271 amino acids. The record is from RefSeq and is a predicted model, not a curated record.
UGCUGCUUCUCAUAUUGCUAAUUUACCUGAGGACACAAUUACGAAUAUAUUUUGCAAAAGUAAUUGUAAUGUGCUUGAAAUCAGCCAAGUAAUCAUGUAUCUCAGUGGACUGAAGUGUGAGGUAGCUAAUAAAGUAAUGCAAUAUCUGACAGAAGACGUCUUCAACGACGUUAACACAGGACUUGACAGGUUGAUAACUGGAUCCGAUGACCCAGACACGACAUUAACAUUUCAGAAAACCGUCGUUAACCCGAAACCGAAAUUGAAUUCGAAAAUCGGUAUUAACCUGUUAUCCGAAUUGCGUUGUCUGGUAGUAUCUUUAUCAAUGCAGGACAUCAUGAUAAGCUGUUAUCACGAGGCUAAAGUUAGCAGACAAAAACAUAUUCGUCUGAAGAUGAGUGAUUUCACAUUUCAUGCAUACCUAAGCAAAAAGGAAAACGAUGAUUUGUUGCAAAUCUUAAUGAUGAACACGUCCCAUGUACGCACACUCUUGUUAGAACGCAAUGCACUACACGAACAUGUAAUAAUUACAGUCCUUCAACAGUCAAAACAUUGCAUAGAACGCUUGAAGACGCCAGGAUCUCGUGGAAUUAUAUCCGCAUUACAUACUCUGAACUUAAAACAAUUGACUUUAAUCGGAAAGAACGAUAUGUCACUGUUUUCCUGGAUGCUGCCAUCCCUGGGUAACCUAACGUUUUUGAGGAUAGAAGAAUCUGAUUUUUGCGAAGAUAUUUUUCCGCCUUCCAAUAUGCAAUAUAUAUGUUUGCUUAAAAGUAGAUGUUCUGCUGAGUUUGUUGGGCGGCUACUUGUGCAUUUGUCCCAAAUAAGCCACCCCGUCCGUUGUAAUCUGGGCGAAAUAUAUACCACAGAAGAAACUGAUUUUCAUAUUGCCAAGCUACUACCACGCAUUGUAUCAUGUGACAUGUCUAAACUGCAUCUAUGCCUUGGGCAGGGCGCGGCCGAGUUAUAUGAACUAUUAAAAGCGACAAAUUUGGGAAAAAUUCAGUUCGAAACGGCUGAUGGAUUUUUAUUAGCAUCGGAACGUCUUCACACACUUAAUAAAGUAGACGAUAUAGGCUUAAGUGGAACCUACAUUCGUACCUUGAAUGUUAGGUUACCUACAAUGUUACAGCGUGUUGCUUUGUUAGAUUGCAAAAUAUCCCUUGAAUGGCUGUGCAGUUUAUUGAUCACACUCUCUUCAUUAGAUCAUCAUGUCGAGUGUGAGCUGUGGGAUGUUGUAUUGCAGUCAAGUGAUGAAACCUGUGAAGACGAAUCACAUACACGUGUAUCGGAGCUGAGAUCUAAAAUACUGUCAUAUAACAUGUCCAAUAUUGAGAUUCUAGUGGACAAGGUCAGUAAGGAACUGAUUGAAAUAUUACGUGAUACAAGUAUAGGGAUCCUUCACCUGCCAACGGCUGAUAGUGCCUCGUUAGCAUCCGAGAUUCUUCACACGCUCAACAAGCUAACAGAGCUUUAUUUGAGGGGGACCUAUACGGGUCGUUGUGAUCUCAAGAUGCCUGCUUCAUUGCAGUGCAUUAGUCUGAAGAGUGUCGAAUGUUCAUCUGAGUGGCUGUGCAGCUUGUGGAUUACGCUGUCUUCAUUAGAUCAUCAUGUCGAGUGUGAGCUGUGGGAUGUUGUAUUGAAAUCAAAUGAAGAAGCCAGUGGAAAUGAAUCACAUUCAUAUUUAUUAGACUUGCGAUCUGAAUUACUGGCACAUGACAUGUCCAAUAUUAAGAUAUUAGUGAAAACUGGCAGUAAGGAACUGUUUGAAAUAUUACGUGAUACAAGUAUAGGGAUCCUAAACCUGAGAACGGCUGAGAGUGCCUCAUUAGCAUCCGAGAUUCUUCACACGCUCAACAAGCUAACAAAGCUUUAUUUGUGGGGGACCUAUACGGGUCGUUGUGAUCUCAAGAUGCCUGCUUCAUUGCAGUGUAUUAGUCUGCAGAGUGUCGAAUGUUCAUCUGAGUGGCUGUGCAGCUUGUGGAUGUCGCUCUCUUCAUUAGAUCAUCAGGUCGAGUGUGAGCUGCGGGAUGUUGUAUUGAAGUCAAAUGAAGAAGCCAUUGGAAACGAAUUACAUUCAUAUUUAUUAGACUUGCGAUCUGAAUUACUGGCACAUGACAUGUCCAAUAUUAAGAUAUUAGUGACAACUGGCAGUGAGGAACUGUAUUUAAGUGAUUAUCCUUCAGUAGUGAAUGAGCACACAAAACCGGGCAUACUGGAAAGUUACACCACUAUGAUAUCAAACACAGAGGAAAGUUUGCGGGAAAUGACAAAACAGUUAGACGGAGGGCAGCAUGAAAAGAAAACGAUCAUGAUCGACGGAACUACUACUCUUAUAUCAGACCUAGAGGCAAAAGUGGAGGCACUGACAGCACAAACAGACAUGUUUAGAGAUGUCAUACAAUCGAACGUGCGAGAUGACAGUUUGACACUAGCGGACGUUGCAAAAAUGGAAAUCAGAGAUUUCAAGACAAAUAAUGACGAAGAUAAAUAUUCGCAAGGCAAAGGUAUACUGAAAACAAGACUUAUGGAUCUUAAACUUCGAGCUGUGUGUCAACAGUUUGGGCGAAAAUCGAAAGAAAUGAAAUCUCUCUGUGAUGAUGUGUGCAUAACAAUAAGUGCAAUAGAAGGCGUAAGUCAUGUAUAUGCUGCAUUCAAGGAAUCUGAUGAAAUGGCUGUGGCGUUUGUUGUUACUGUUGGCAGCGGUGUUAAAUUGUUCGAAAUAGAAACAUGUCUUGAUGACCUUGCAAUAGAUUAUGUUAUUAAAUGUGAAGAGUUUAAACACGAUGGCAACGAAGAUAAUCACACUCAACAGAAUGUACCCAUACAAGAAGAAGCUAUCAUCAUGUUGAGAGACUGUAUUAAGGAGCAUGCGGACCAAUUAUUUUCAGAACAUCGUUAUCUUAGUAUUAUUAAAGGAUUCAUCUAUAAAGUUAAUAACUCGAAUCCAGGAAACAACGACCUGAACGAAGUACGCUUGGCCAUGUACGUUCAUGCCAAAGGUUAUAUUCCAAUUGAAGAGGAGCCAUUUACUAAGAAAAUUGGUGGCAUUGACAUAAAUGUUUGUGAAGGUGAAUUUAUACUACUUGGCAAGCACGCUGAUGAAGUCCUCGACCAUAUUUCCAUGGGUUGUCAGGUAUCUCGUCAUCAAUCUGGUACACUCGGUCUAUUCUUUGAACACGCUCACUAUGGUCUUUGUGGGAUAACCAGUGCUCAUGUUCUGUUGACUGACAUAGAAUUACAACAAUUAAAACAAAGAGGAAAAAUCGUUGCAAGCGAGAUACUUGAAGUAUUUCAACCUAGUUCUCCCAACAAAAUCGGUACAAUUAAGGAGGUGAUUUACAAAGAAGGAGACUCUUCAAAUCGAGGACUUGAAAUUGGGCUUAUUGCAAUAGAAACACGAACACCUAUCCAUGGCAAAUUUCCUAAACCGAGAACGGGGGCAGAUUUAGAACUGAAAUAUUCAUCGGGAAGAGCAGAUGAAAUUCGCCAGAAUAACCUCAGUUGCGUUAAGUUUGGCGUGGCAACUGGUUAUACGAAAGGAACGAUUGUGAACAAGUCAUUACCAAAUGCCAUGAGAUCUUUGCAAUGGAACCUUAAUAGUGGAACAGCAACAAUUGCAUUAUAUAACCAAGUGGAAAUUCAGCCAAUGUCUGGGUUUUUCGCAGUGUCUGGAGACUCAGGAGCCCCUGUGUUUGUGAUUGAUGGCGAUGGAGAACUAGUGUGCGUUGGAAUUGUUUCUGGGGGAAUAAAUCAGAGCCCAAAUGUGAUGGUGACGCCAAUAGCAGCGAUUCUAGAAGAAUUCGGUAUUUCUAAAUUAAAAUCUUUUACUCCCGACCUUGAACAAAUGAAACAGAAUAUUGAACAAAUUUAUCAGUGGUUAUUACAAACAAGAAAUGAAACCAAAUAAAAUGUACACAUCACUUUCAAUUGUAAUUAAUAUUGAAAGCGCUGUGCAGAAUUUUUCAUGACUAUCAAGAUUUAAAAAAAAACAAGUUGUGAUGUCUUCAUUGACAAGUUUCUAAUAAAGAUGUUUCUAAUAUGAAUCAUAUUCUGCGUUUGGUCAAAGGUUUCGAGAUUUAUCAAAUAUUAAAUAAGCAAAACUGUACAUUUUUAAAACUCAUUAACAACUUCACAAAAACACGAAUACAAAAUAGAACAAUCUUUGUCAAAAUGUCUGGAAAUUAUCAAUUAAAAAAUAAUCGACAGUAGCGAUCGCACAUUCAAAUGUAUAUAACAAUACAAACAAUA